Molecule: messenger RNA, 2727 nt
Organism: Orussus abietinus
Lineage: Eukaryota; Metazoa; Arthropoda; Insecta; Hymenoptera; Orussidae
Exons: 3
Coding region: 182-1816 (544 amino acids)
Source: RefSeq, a predicted model, not a curated record
ACUCAUCUCUGUUAACUACUGAUGGUUGCAGAUCUGUAUUUGAUUUAGUUACUUUCGAAAUAUUCGUAUGAGGGAGUAACUGAAUUAUGAGUGGAUUUUGGGGUUAUAUGUUUUCUCCCGACUUGUCUUUGCUCCAUGUCGGGCCUUCGCCAAAAAUAGUUCGCUCGACGUAAUAGAGGUUAUGGAAGCGUUGAAGUUGAAUAUUCCGUAUCGAGUGGAAAAAGUUUAUGACAGAUGCGCUUAUUUGAACUGCCGCAAGGGAAGGCACCCUUCAAAUGGUGGAGUCCAAUUAUUCCAUUUCCCUGCCGUGAGAGACGAAAUUCGACUCGCGAUAUGGGUGACGAACUGUGGCAAUCCUCAAUUAAACAACUGGUCCGCAAGUACCUUGCGCAGAUCAGGCAUCUGCGGAGACCACUUUACGGGUGAUAGUUUUAUAACGCAAGAUCGGACGAGACUGAAACGAAAUGCAAUACCAAUUCAUUACAAGCAGUUUCAGGCACAAAUGCAGGCAAAUACGAAAGAAGAAAUUGUCGUCGAUCCUGACUUUGACUUUGCUAUACCUGAUAUGAAAGCUCAAUCCACGAAUUGUACCUUAGAUGAUAAAUGUAUCGCGACUAAUAAUUCAGAAACGAAAGAAGAUUAUUCAAAUACGUCGCUUGUCCAGAUUCAUAAAAAGGAAUUAAAAUCGGAAUGCCAGGAUGACGAGAGUGCAAUGAACGUCGUGCCGUUAGAGAAGGAAAAUAAGGAGCAAAAUAACGGCAGCAAAGUAGGGAUACCCUCUUUUGUAAGGGUUUACAAAAAGUCGGACAUGCCAAUGGGUGGUUUCAAAAUUAUCUCGUCCAUGCCAGUGUAUAAAGUUAACAUGCCAUUAGGGAAUCUUAAAACUUUGAAUCCUAUAAAAGUUCUCGAAGUAGGAAGGUCUUCGAAAGCUAUUAAAGAUGCAUCAGAGGAUUCGGUACAAAAAUUGGAUAAUGGUCUUCAACAGAGUGCAGAUCAACCAGAAGUCAGUAGCGUAAUCUCUGAAAAAGCGGAUCAAGAAAUUAUAGUUCCUGUUGAAAAUCCUGAGCAGGAACGUCUGAAACCAUCGACAUCGAGGAGAAAAUAUAAAGAUACAAAUAGUACAACAAUAGAACACAUGUACAAACCUAAGCCACCCCGACCUGUCAAGCCCCCCCUUGGCGCAGUUAAUGUAAGGCGGUUAUUGACCCAGAAUGAAUCCCUGAAGAAUAAAAAUAUUAAUCUUCGGAAGACUAUAAAACGACUUAGGAGGAAACUAAGACGUUCCAUUGAGCGAACCACUACUGCUGUUCAGAUAUCCAAAAUUGCUUUGAAGCAAAGGCAAGAUAUAGAUUGUUUUUUAGACUCCCAUGAUUGCAUGAGUCCAGGUGCAAGAGCAGUUGUAAAGUUACAGGUCCAUAGACCAAAUACGUCUUAUUCCAAAGAGGAAAAGGAUUUUGCCCAGAAACUGUACACUAUUUCUCCAACAAACUAUAUAAAAAUGAGAAAGUUUGGUCUCAAUUUCCCUGGUGAAAGUACUGUAAAAAUGUGGAUUUCUAUGAGAAACAAGAUUAAUAUUGACGAACAUUGUGAAGAUAUAAAUGCAGAUGAUCAUGCAGUUAUUACGAUUAACGAUGGUCAUACUGGUGCUACAAACAUUGACACUGAAAAUCAUAUCGUUAUUACAGGUAUAGAAGACCAAUCAAUCGUCCGGAAUAUUGAUGUCAGGUCAAUAAGUGUUACAAAUAUCAAUGAGCAUACAAUUGUUGCCAAUAUUGAUGAUAUUCCCAUUGAAUUUGCUGAUGAUAUGGAUCAAUGAUACUUCUGCACAGCAUUUUCAAAACUAAAACAAUGAUUUCUUUUCCAUAAUGUGUACUAUGUUUUAGCGAUUUAACUUGAAAUUGAUGUUUCUAUUACUAUAAUUUAAAAUACGCCAUCAAUUGUAUACGAAUGAUUGGCUAAAUAUUUAUUGAACGUUAGAAUUACCUUGUUUUAAAUUUAAAGCAACUUUAUUAGUGAUUUUUUGCAUGACUCAUUUAGACUCCAUUAUUGUGGCGCAUGUUUAGAGAGUUCUUAUAAAUCUAGGAUGUGCAAAGAUAGAGAUACAUAUUUUUAAAACAGCAUUUGAAGAAGUAUAUAUUUUUUGUAGCCAAAAAUAUCAAUUAUUUCUAAUUUUGGAUUUAUCGAGAACUUUCACGUUUGCUUACCAUGAGAAAGAGUACAAUGACAUGAAUCCUGCAAUACUUAACUAGAUUUCUGUUUUACUCUCGAUACUCUGUGCAAUAUACAUAAGCAUAUAAUUUCAUUAAUCGAUUUAACGAAUGUAAAGUAAUCAAGUAAUUUCAACGUUCAACAAGUAUUGAUAAUUAUAUAUCAUCUUGAGUUAUUUAAUGACUUUGGAGGAAUGUGAGAAUUCAUUCCUCCUUCCAUUUGUCCAUAAAAACGAAAACCAAAUUUGGUUUAUAAAGGAAUUAGUCACGUUUAGGUCUUCAUUUGUUGCGUUUUUAUUAAUUUUGUAAGAAAAUAAGGUGUUACUAUAUCUUGUUAGGUCAUGCACGGUCGCAUGAAGCAUUAAAAGUCUACAAUUAGUCAAUUAUUUAACUGGUAUUUCAGUUGUAAUCUAUUGUAAUUAUUCCAUCGAUAAGUAAUCGAUUCUGCUGCUUUACCUUCACAAACUUCAUUUAAUGAAGAAAAAUCUCGAAUAAAAGUACAUCUGUACAUUCGCCAGAA